Vitis vinifera (wine grape) is the source of this 658-nucleotide messenger RNA. RefSeq lists its product as uncharacterized. The transcript is spliced from 2 exons. NCBI's taxonomy places the organism in Eukaryota, Viridiplantae, Streptophyta, Magnoliopsida, Vitales, Vitaceae. The record is from RefSeq and is a predicted model, not a curated record. The coding region runs from base 189 to 455 and encodes 88 amino acids.
AUUACCAAAACGCGCUUUCUAUAUUUUUAAACACCCUAAAACAAGCAAACCCCCCAUUCUUCUGGUUUCCAUUGAUUCAUCCCUUGCAUUCUCAGAAAUCCUGUCUGCCGGCAGUUAGAGAAAACAACCCAGAUUUUGGCUAGGACCUUCAAGCUCAAAGAGAGCCCUUCCAUCUCUGGGAGAGAAAGAUGUGUCCUCUGAGGUUCAUUUUGGUGUUCUUCUCAGCAGUUUUAGCCGGGUAUUUUGCAUGGAGGACGGUUCGCUCUUCUCAGGAAACUGGCUUGAGUUUGGAGGAUUCCAAUCUGGAAAAUGUACCAUCUAAGGACAAGCAAGAACUCAAUUUCAAAAGGAUGAUUCGAGAUGGGUUUUGGGGUUUUGUGGACAUGGCCAGUGGGAGGUACUUGUGGAGAAAUCUGAGAGAGAUGAAGAACAAUGAGAAAAUGAAAAGCUGCUAGAAUUUGGUAAUUUCUUUUGUAUUUAAUAUACAUGGGAUUAAUUCUUGAUCUCUACGAGCAUUUUGGGCUGGGUUCUCAAAGGAAGAAUCAAUGGGAUGUAAUUAAAAUUUCACAACUAUUUCGCAACUAUUCCGCUUUUUCAGAAAAUUUCAUUUUAGAUAUAAUGGCGGGGGAAAAAGUUAAUUUAUUUUCAAUGAAAGAAU